Ascochyta rabiei is the source of this 2046-nucleotide messenger RNA. RefSeq lists its product as uncharacterized. Gene Ontology annotation, biological process: intracellular signal transduction. The transcript is spliced from 3 exons. NCBI's taxonomy places the organism in Eukaryota, Fungi, Ascomycota, Dothideomycetes, Pleosporales, Didymellaceae. The record is from RefSeq and is a predicted model, not a curated record. The coding region runs from base 1 to 2046 and encodes 681 amino acids.
AUGCCCUUGACGACUCCAUUUCUGCCUCUGACCCUCUCCGCCGCCUCGCUCUCUCCCUCCCACUCCUCCCACCCCGCCGACUCGACACACAUCGGCCCUGAUCUUGACGAGCCCCAGCUGCGCCUCGACCUUGAAGCACUCGCUGCCGUUUCGGAGGCCUCCGCAACCACCAACCCGCACGCCCCGCCCGCACUGCCCGCUCUGCCCGCUCUGCCUGCUCUGCCUGCUCUGCCCGCUCCUUUUGCUCGCAGCACCAGCACCAGCACCAGCAGGCGCCUCACCUUCACCCGCUUUCCUCUGCUGCGAAAAGGCAGUCGCGAGCUCACCCGCGCCGCCUCCGCCCACUUCAGAGGCAGCAGCAUCUCUACCGCCGCCGCGCCUUCCCACGCCGACUCGCCCUUCCUCUCCACCGGCGCUCCACGAUCCUCCCGGCCCUCGUUUGCGCGUGACCGCGCCGAGCCUCCCCCGCGCGAUCCCUCGACCGCACGCGAGCCGUCCGCCUACGCCAGCCUCCGCUCCGGCAGCUUUGAAGGAGAAGAGCAAGGAAACACUCAUACGCCUACCAGUCUGCAGCAAGCAGCCCAGCCCGGCAAGAUGCAUCAAACCAGCUCGAGACUGCUACGUAUGACCGAUGAUGAGCGGCCGUACACGAGGGAUUUCAAGGACCUCUUCGCGACUCUCAUGGUGUCAUUACCACUUACCCCUCACCGGGUUCGCUUCAGAAUGAUCGAUUACACAUUCACAUCAGACGAGGCCAUCACCAACCUUGGCUCCCUCAAGUUCUCUCAGUCCAACCGCAUGCCUGACCCCAAGGACUCAUCGCGUGUUGUGACCACCACCACAACUACCACCUUCUCAAUGGCGAAAGAGAUGGCUCGCUCUGUCUGCCAAAAGUUCCUUGAGGCCAAGUUCGUCGAGUCGGUCGAGGGCAAGACUGACUUCACAAACAAGAGCUCUGUCUGGCAGUUGACCCCCAAAGGCAUUCACAUCUUGGAACGAUUCUGCACGCGCAAUGGCAUCCAAUCUGCCCAUGUCAAGGCCGUCAUUGAGUCCAACCGCAACCCCCAUAUCCUAGUCAUCCUUGAGCGCAACACAGAAAACGACAAGCUGCACCACGACGAGCAAACUGUCGAGAUCCUCUUCCGCCGUUUCGUGGGUACUACCGCAAACGAGAUACAAUCCGACUCGGACUCGAUACACGAGUUCUCAAAGUGCGAUGUUGGCGUCAAGCUCGUCAAGCACCGACCUACCACUAGCCGUCAGUACGAGUACACCUUCAACGGCCGCAAUGCUGCACAAUGGUUGAUGGACUGCACCACAAUGGUUGAUCCACGAGAGUCGAUAGAGAUAGGGUCCCUCUUCUUGCAACUCAAGCUGAUUGCUCCCGUCGAUCCCCGCGUCCCGGAGCACACCUUCCAGCCCGUCAAGCAGGUUCACUACUACGUCACACCACACGGUGAGCGCGUUGCAGGAUGGAGCCUGGAGGAAGUCCCAUCGAGUGGAGAGGUCAUUGCCGCAAAGACUCGUGACGGUAUGGCCCGUGAUUCGAACAGCAAUCGCACAAACGUCAUCAUUCGCAACCCUUCAUGGCGUCUGCUGUACCGUGAGUUCCUCAAGGAGACCAUGUGUGAGGAGAACCUGUCUUUCUAUCUGGAGGUCCAGGAGUUCAACAGGCAAUAUCGUGCUGCCAUCGGCGACAAGGGCGACAGCAAGGUGGAGACCAUCCGUGAGACGCUCGCCGCCGCCUACGGUUUGUACAAUGCGUUCUUGGCGCCCGGGUCACCGAACGAGCUGAAUAUCGACCACGGUCUUCGCACUCAACUAGCUACCCGAAUGACACGUGCUGUUGGCGAUGAUGCUGCUAUGUUGCAAAGCCUCAACGAGGUUGCAACAUUGUUCGACAAGGCCCAGAAUUCUAUCUUCAAGCUUAUGUCUAGUGACUCAGUACCGAAGUUUGUCAAGCACCCCAAGUACGCCCCUCAGCUGCGUGGUCUCGAUGCCGCAGCCGCCUCCUCCUACGCCGCGCUCCCUGUCGGUGCUCGAUGA